UGUUGUACAAUGUCAUAAAAACAAUUCAGUUUGAAAGAAGAAAAUACAUGCUGAGUGAACAAACUGUCUACUUCUAAUUCUACUGGGGUGAACAAUUUAUUUUGUGAACACUGUACUUACUUGGACAGGAAACCUGCAGUAGUUGUCGUCUCCUUUAUCGAUUUGUGAACUAAUAUACAUUGGGAGGUGGAAGAGGGAGCGAGAGAGAGUAAGACAGAUGGCCAGUCCGAACGAGAGCGAGCUGUCCAACCCGCCUCAGGACACGAUCUCUGCAGUUCAUUUCUCAGCCAAUGGACACUUUCUGCUCGUCUCGUCAUGGGAUUCGGUGGUACGACUUUAUGAUGCAAAGGCUAACACACUACAAGGCCAGUAUAGGCACCCAAUGGGUGUUCUAGACUGCUGCUUUGCUGAUGUCGGCUUUUGCUACAGUGGUGGCUUGGACUCUACAGUCAGAGGGUUCGAUUUUAACACUAACACAGAUGUCACCCUUGGGCAGCAUGAUGACACAAUCAAAUGUAUAAAGUACUGCAAUGAACUCGGUGUGCUUCUAACUGGUAGCUGGGAUAAAACCAUUCAGAUCUGGGACCCACGGCAAAGGCAACGUGUCUCAGUUGUCCAGCAACCUGACAAGGUCUAUGCAAUGGGACUGAGCGGAGAAAGUCUAGUUGUGGGAACAGCCAAUCGUCGUGUGUGGAUCUGGGACUUGAGAAAUAUGAGCUAUGCACAACAGCGACGAGAGAGCAGUUUGAAGUUUCAGACGCGCUGUUUGGAGACAUUCCCCAACAAGCAAGGAUACGCGCUGGGUUCCAUUGAAGGCCGUGUUGCGAUCGAGUACAUGGACCCGUCCCCUGAAGUACAGAAGCAGCGCUAUGCAUUCAAGUGUCACCGAGUGAAGGAUGCCACCAACAACACAGAGUUCAUCUACCCCCUACAUUCCAUUGCAUUCCACGAAGAGUACAACACGUUUGCAACAGGCGGUGGUGAUGGAUUCGUCAACAUCUGGGAUGGAUUCAACAAGAAGCGCCUCUGCCAGUUCCACAAGUACCCUUCCAGCAUCAGUGCUCUGUCGUUCAGUAACGAUGGCUCUCUGCUAGCCAUUGCAUCAUCAUACAUGCGUGAGGAUGGUGAAAAGAGCCACCCGGGUGAUUCGAUAUUCAUCCGAAAAGUAGCAGACAACGAGGUAAAGCCUAACACUAAGCCAAAGUGAGACUCACUCCUCCGCUGUGUUUCCUGCUGGUUCGCCGCUGCGGACUAUGUAUACAUGGCUUCUGUGAACGUAUCCAAACUGGUCGUUGUUGUUUGUGUGCGUGCGUGUGCAAGUAGCGCAGACGUACGGCUGGCCUCGCUCACGCUCUUUCCGCCACUUGAGGACACCGGGUGCAUGUGCUACUGCGGCGGAUGGCCUCGCAGCCAACAGGCUAGUGUUUGAGUUUUCCUCGCACUCUGCACCGGGGUUGAGGCUACAUGCGUCCUUAUAUAUACACACACACCCAGCUUUCAUGAAUCCUCUCCUCUCCUACUCUUUCUCUACCCAUCUCUUUCAAAUUCACCAGAUUAAAAAAUCCAACUCAUGAAAUCCUUUUUUUGUGUUUCUUUUUGAGUCAAUUUUGACGCUUGGCUUUGUCAAUGUCUGUACUUCGGAAGUCUCGUUUUGUACAUAGACCUGUAAUUGUAUCCUCAUGCUAUCCUAACUCCUGUGCAUGGUCAAUGAGGUAUGUGAGGCCAGGUGAUAUGCAUGUUGUUGAUUUGCUCAUGCACUCUGCUGAUCUGCUUGACUUGUCGUGUGCAAGUAACAAGACUACAUAAUGGUUGUGUA
This is a messenger RNA of Sycon ciliatum, 1816 nucleotides long. RefSeq names its product mitotic checkpoint protein BUB3-like. Bases 218 to 1207 code for a protein of 329 amino acids. Gene Ontology annotation, molecular function: ubiquitin binding. Gene Ontology annotation, cellular component: nucleoplasm; mitotic checkpoint complex; bub1-bub3 complex. Gene Ontology annotation, biological process: mitotic spindle assembly checkpoint signaling. The record is from RefSeq and is a predicted model, not a curated record. The transcript is spliced from 10 exons. NCBI's taxonomy places the organism in Eukaryota, Metazoa, Porifera, Calcarea, Leucosolenida, Sycettidae.